UCUAAGUUUUAAGAAGUCAAAAUCCUCAGGCUUGAAGGCUAAAGCAUGUGUUCUCGUUUCUCCUCCAUUUUUUGUACAUGGGCACCGGCAUACUUUCCUCCCAUAUUUCUGACUUUUUGAAUUGAGCUUUCUUAAAAAAAAAAAAAAGGGGGGGGGGGUGAAAUUUGAGGUUUCCACUUCCAGGCAGACCAAAGACAUGAAGUUCACUUCCUGUUUCUCAAAUUGUUUUUCUUCUGCAUCAGAAACCGCCAUCAUCGAUAUAGGAGGACGGGAAGCUGAAGGAGAAAAUGAUCAGAAUUUUACUGUCUUCUCUUAUAGUGAGCUGAAAGUUGCCACUCAUGGAUUCUCUGCUUCAAACAAGAUCGGGGAAGGUGCCUUUGGUUCUGUCUACAAGGGCUUGCUUAGAAAUGGGUCUAUUGUGGCUGUGAAAAUGCUUUCAGUUGAACCUGAAUCGAUGCGUGGGGAAAGGGAGUUUGUAUCUGAAAUAACUACACUCACCAAACUUAAACAUGAAAACCUUGUUACACUUAAGGGCUGCUGCGUGAAUGGAGCAAACAGGUUCUUGGUUUACAAUUACAUGGAAAAUAAUAGCCUGGCGCAGAUAUUACUAGGUGGAGAGACAAACGGGAUUAAACUUGGUUGGGAAGCAAGGCGAGCUAUUUCAUUAGGAGUUGCUCGAGGGCUUGCCUAUCUUCACGAGGAAGUUGAGCCUCACAUUGUGCACAGAGAUAUUAAAGCUAGCAACAUUCUUCUAGAUCAGAAUUUGAUGCCAAAAGUUUCAGAUUUUGGUCUUUCAAGAAUUUUUAGAGAUAAUGCUUCUCACAUUAGUACUCAUGUCGCGGGCACAUUAGGCUAUCUUGCUCCUGAGUAUGCCAUCAGUGGACGUUUGACACGAAAAAUAGAUGUUUACAGUUUUGGGGUGCUACUUUUGGAAAUUAUCAGCGGGCAGACUGUUGUCAAUUUUGAUUUAGAGCAUGGUGAACGUUACCUGGUUCAAAAGGCAUGGGAAAUCUACAGGGCUAACAGCAUUCUGCAAUUGGUGGAUCCUACAGUAGGUAUGAACUAUCCUGAAGAAGAAGCAAUUCGAUUCAUCAAGGUGGGCCUCCUUUGCGUUCAAGAAACAGCCGGGCUCCGACCAGAAAUGUCAAAAGCCCUGAAAAUGUUGACUAACGACAUCGACAUCGAAGGAGUUCAGAUUUCACAACCUGGUCUUGUUGCUGAUCUGAUGAAUAUCAAGUUAGGACAAAAGACCACAUUUCCGAGCCUUUCCUCUAAAGUCUCAAGCUUGGAAAGCACGCAUAGUCCCCUUAGUUCAUAUUCUUGACUUGCUUGUUGGCUCUAUUGUUCUUCUGAGGUUGAGGACUCUCAACAGAGAAGUAAAGGAAUUCAAAGAGGAACCAAUUUUAUUUAUCACUUUUUUUGUUCCCCUAGAGAAUAUUAAUGAUUGCUUGGCAUACCAUUCAAACAGUUUCAAUACAGUUCUGAAAAUAUUGUACAAAGAAAAAAAUAUAGAAAAAUAACCCUUUUCCAUGUACCGUAUACAUUGUUUUUAGAUUAAAAUGUAUAUUGUAGUUUGCAUAGAUGAAUUUUGUGAUAUAAUUACCGCAUUCUCUGUUUGAAAUUUUAAUUCCACAUUAAAAAAAGAA
Messenger RNA from Durio zibethinus, 1646 nucleotides. Its product is annotated as putative serine/threonine-protein kinase. The record is from RefSeq and is a predicted model, not a curated record. Lineage: Eukaryota; Viridiplantae; Streptophyta; Magnoliopsida; Malvales; Malvaceae. Gene Ontology annotation, biological process: protein phosphorylation. Gene Ontology annotation, molecular function: ATP binding; protein kinase activity.